Actinia tenebrosa (Australian red waratah sea anemone) is the source of this 949-nucleotide messenger RNA. RefSeq lists its product as uncharacterized. The record is from RefSeq and is a predicted model, not a curated record. NCBI's taxonomy places the organism in Eukaryota, Metazoa, Cnidaria, Anthozoa, Actiniaria, Actiniidae.
UUGAAUGAUUAUAGAUAUGAAGACUAGUAGGUUGUUAAAAUUAUUACGCCAGCAGAGCGUAGUAAGGAGAGCAAGUCAGAUGCAAGUCAGAAGUUUAGAUGAGUACUACUGAUUGUUGUGCAUUCAUACCGUCUUCAGUCUUUGAAUGAAAAAAGUUUAUGAAAAGCGACAAUAUGCUUUGCAAGGUUAUGUUGGUUACUCUCGUCGUUAUGAUAGCUGUUUUCCAUCAAGGUUUUUGUCUGAGCUGUUUUGAUUGUGUUUCAAAUGAUUCAUGGGAAGAAUGCGAUAGAAUAGGAACGAUCACAAACUGCACGAAAAAAUUUCAGGGGAGAAACGUAAACGCUUCUUGCAUAAAGGCCAUAAGGUAUAAAAAGUUCAAGAACCGAGAAGAAUGGAUGUUCAUGAAAAGAUGCUUUGAAACAGUAAAGUGUAACAAAGUAUUCUGUUAUCGUAGCGUAGAUUCAAAAGAAGAAUUGGAGAAUAUCCAGCAAAUUGGGUGCGAUGUUGACUGUUGUAAGGAUAAGGAUUUCUGUAAUGGUGGAAAUAAAGAAGGCUUGUCGCUUUACAUGAUUAUCUUACUACCCUUCACUACCAUGAUAAUUAAUGGAGCGGAUUUUAACUCUGCUUCCAUUACUUUAGCUUUUCUCUCAAGUUUAACACAAAAGUUAUUUAUAAGAAAAGGACCUUGAACAAUAGUGUUAGUCACACGUGACCUCGAGCCUAAUGUCACGUGACUGUGAUGUACAAUGUAUAUAUUGUGUGAAUAACAUUCAGGCUAGAGGAGUUUUUUAUGGCAGCCAAAUCACGUGACCAUUUUUAGAAGUGAUCUAUGCACAAUGCAUUGUGGGAUUUACAUUUAGAAUCGAGAAACGUUUAUGGCAGCCAUGUUGGCAGUUCAACAUGACUGCCAACAGCUGCCAUAAAUCCCAUUAUAACUUGAGCUGUUGAA